Molecule: messenger RNA, 1518 nt
Organism: Penicillium psychrosexuale
Lineage: Eukaryota; Fungi; Ascomycota; Eurotiomycetes; Eurotiales; Aspergillaceae
Exons: 4
Coding region: 1-1518 (505 amino acids)
Source: RefSeq, a predicted model, not a curated record
AUGGAUAGUGUAGACUGGAAGUCUAGGGGUGCUGAGCCACCGACACGGGGUGCGCAGAUCCUCCCUGCCCGUCCCUCACACGGAUCACGAAUGUUGGCAAGGAAGCUUACGGGUGUCCAACCGUCGGCAACUCAAGACCUCAGGUUCAUAAACCUAUCCCAUCCAGAUGACUUACACCGACAAAAAGAGGUAAGAACGGAGAUCCGUCGCCAUGUUAUGAAGGAUAUAGGCCAACGACGGAGGCGCCCACAACCCAAUGCAACCUCUUCGCAAGCCACCCGAACAUUUUCUUCGGAGUCAAAUGGUUACAAAAUCUCUCAGCUUCGUGGCGCAGACAUAAACAGCGUUUCACCCAGCCAAAACCUAGCUAUGCUCGCUCACUUCCCUGUGGAGGCUGAUGUGCGCGCUCUCGAACUGAUGCACUCUGUCGUCACGGGCCCUUAUCAGCCAUUCAGGGAUGUUUGGAUUGAGGUAGCCCUAUGUGACCCCGGGGCAUUCCAUGUGACUCUCGGCAAUGCUGCUGAUUUUCUAAAUAAGAUGAAUGGCAAUAAAAGUGUGAAAAGUCCGGAGGCUUUGAGUCACUUUGAAAUUUCAACAAGGAAACUAAGACACCGUCUUAAUAACUUCACGGAGAGUAUUAGUGAAGGGGCUAUUGCCAACAUAUUGGCCCAUGUCUGUCUCACUAUGAGGCACUGUGACUGGGAUAGCUGGAGUAUUCACAUGGAUGGUUUGAGUCUCAUAGCGAAACUACGUGGCGGGUUUGCUGACCUCGGGCAUCGCAUGUCACUUCUCAUACUGCUGUAUGAUCUAGGUGGUGCCAUGGUCUUUGAUUCCUAUCCGCGAUUUGGUCUCCCAGCAGAGUUUGUUGGCAUAUCCAAUAGAUCUUCGAGAGGACUUGCCCCUAGGCUACAAGCUUUACUUGUCCAACCCAUUUCGCCCACAUUUUUCCCAGCGGGCCAAGCAUUAAUAAUGGUUUCCUCAAUUGCGGAUGUGAUAAAUACCACUAGUCACUCCGCAUCAUUCUGGAAAAGGGAUAUCGAUGCAAUCCGCCUGAUCGGUCCCUGUAUUCACUUUUUGCUCUCAAUGCCAAGAUUCCCCAGCGAUUUCGAGGCCAUGGCUGAUCCCGAAGACCUUAUCGCGAGAGAAUUGGUUCGACUUACAUGUCUUCUGCUUAUGUCGAAAUUGAAGGAACAAUUCGCGUUCCCUCCGAGUGAGCUAGUUUCACUACAUGCUAGGCUUGCCGAGUUCGUGCCUCCGAAUGUAAAGACGCUCGGAAAAAAGUACUUUGAGCUGAAAAUUUGGGCCCUUGUCACCAUUGCUUUAUUGCGAUACCGUGACGGAAGAGAGGUAUACAUACAGGAGAUGAAAAGAGAAAUGUCUGCAAUGGAAAAAGCGACACAAUACGAAAUUACUGGGAUUGCCAGAGAUAUCGUCUGGAUUGACAUCUUGAUGUCACCAUUUUCAGAGGAGCUCGCAGCGGACAUGAAACUACACGUCACUCCUCAAGGAACCUGUUGA